GCUGUCACUAUGGCUUCUCACAAGAUUGCAAAGCUCUCCGGAGCCUCGCCUGCUGAUGAAUUCGAGCUUUCUGUCGCUCAGGCCCUUUUGGACUUGCAGAACAACGUCCCUGAGUUGAAGAAGGACUUGGCCGGUCUCCAGAUCACUGGUGCCAAGGAGGUCGAGCUCGGUGCUGGCAAGAAGGCUAUCGUCAUCUUUGUCCCCGUUCCUUCCCAGAAGGCCUUCAACAAGGUCCAGGCUAGACUUACCCGUGAGCUCGAGAAGAAGUUCUCUGACCGCCACGUCGUCUUCGUUGCCCAGCGCCGCAUUCUGUCCAAGCCCACCCGCCGCCAGAACCCCAAGCAGCCCCGCCCCCGUUCCCGCACCAUCAAGGCUGUUCACGAGGCCAUCCUCGAGGAUCUCGUCUACCCUACCGAGAUCGUCGGUAAGCGCACCCGCGUUGCUGUUGACGGUUCCAAGACCAUCAAGGUCUUCCUCGACACCAAGGAUGCCACUUCCCUCGAGUACAAGCUUGACACCUUCUCUUCCGUCUACAAGAAGCUCACCGGCAAGAACGUCGUCUUUGAGUUCCCUGCCAACGUUGACCUUUUCUAAAGAAAUAAAAGUUUAACGACCAAAUAAAAAAAACGUGAAUUUUGGAAGAACAAUCUUACAAAAAAAAACAAAAAUAUUAUGAAACAAAAUUGAAUAUUUUUUUAUGUAU
Phycomyces blakesleeanus NRRL 1555(-) is the source of this 703-nucleotide messenger RNA. RefSeq lists its product as hypothetical. Gene Ontology annotation, molecular function: structural constituent of ribosome. The record is from RefSeq and is a predicted model, not a curated record. The transcript has 2 exons. The coding region runs from base 10 to 594 and encodes 194 amino acids. Gene Ontology annotation, biological process: translation; rRNA processing; ribosomal small subunit biogenesis. Gene Ontology annotation, cellular component: small-subunit processome; ribosome; 90S preribosome. Lineage: Eukaryota; Fungi; Mucoromycota; Mucoromycetes; Mucorales; Phycomycetaceae.